UUGGCGUUGGGGGGGAUGAGCGCGGCGGUGCCCGGCAAGGGCUCCCGGCCGGCGGGGGUGGCGGUCCCCGGGCGAGGGGCGGCCCCGGCGCAGCAGCAGCAGCAGCCGGCGGCGGCGGCGGCGGGGUCGGGGUCGUCGGCGCCGGAGAGCCGCGCGGUGCCGGAGGUGCUGGUGGACCCUCGGAGCCGGCGCUGCUACAGCCUGGGCCGCUUCCUGGGCAAGGGCGGCUUCGCCAAGUGCUACGAGAUCACGGAGGCGGAGAGCCGCGAGGCCUUCGCCUGCAAGGUGGUGCCCAAGGCGCUGCUGCUGAAGGCGCCGCAGAAGGAGAAGAUGAGCAUGGAGAUCGCCAUCCACCGCAGCCUCCAGCACCGCCACGUGGUGGCCUUCCAGGGCUUCUUCGAGGACAGCCACUUCGUCUUCGUGGUGCUCGAGCUCUGCCGGCGGCGGUCCCUUCUGGAGUUGCACAAGCGUCGGAAAGCCCUGACGGAGCCCGAGGCCCGCUACUACCUGCGCCAGAUCAUCCUGGGCUGCCAAUACCUGCACAGCAACCGUGUCAUCCAUCGCGACCUCAAACUAGGCAACCUGUUUCUGAACGAUGACAUGGAGGUGAAGAUCGGUGACUUCGGCUUGGCCACCAAGGUGGAGUAUGACGGGGAGCGGAAGAAGACCUUGUGUGGGACACCAAACUACAUUGCCCCCGAAGUGCUGGGCAAGAAAGGGCACAGCUUUGAAGUGGACAUCUGGUCCAUCGGCUGCAUCAUGUACACCCUCCUGGUUGGGAAGCCACCCUUUGAAACCUCCUGCUUGAAAGAGACAUAUAUUCGGAUUAAGAACAACACAUACACGAUUCCUACGCAUAUCAACCCCGUGGCUGCUAGUCUCAUCCAGAAGAUGCUGCAGCAUGACCCGGCUGCCCGGCCCACCAUUGACGAGCUGCUGAACGAGGAGUUCUUCACGACGGGCUACAUCCCUUCGCGGCUGCCCACCACCUGCCUUACGGUUCCUCCCCGCUUCUCUCUGGCGCCCAGCAGCUUGGACCCCAGCAACCGCAGGCCUCUUGCGGUGGUGAACAAAGGUCCAGAGAGCCCGGCCCUGGAGAAGGUGUGCGAGAAGGAAGACAAGGCCAGCACCCUGCAGGAGCCCGAACAGCCCCUGCCCUGCUACCUGGCCGACCUGCUGCAGCAGCUGAUGCGAGUCAAUGCUUGCCGGCCCUCGGAAAAAACUCCCGUCAGGCAAGAGGAGGCCGAAGACCCCGCCUGCAUCCCCAUCUUCUGGGUCAGCAAGUGGGUGGACUACUCUGACAAGUAUGGGCUAGGCUACCAACUGUGUGACAACAGUGUUGGGGUCCUUUUCAACGACUCAACUCGCCUCAUCAUGUACAGUGAUGGGGACAAACUGCAAUACAUUAACCAGAACGGCUCUGAAUUGUAUUUUAAUGUGCUCUCUUACCCAGAUACUUUCAGCAAGAAGAUUAAGUUGCUGGAGUAUUUCCAAAAUUACAUGAGUGAGCACUUGCUGAAAGCUGGCGCAAAUGUGACUCCCCGGGAAGGGGACGAGUUGGCGCGGCUGCCCUACCUCUUGAACUGGUUCCGCACUCGCAGUGCCAUCGUCCUGCACCUGAGCAAUGGCACGGUACAGGUCAACUUCUUCCAGGACCACACCAAGGUCAUCCUCUGUCCCUUGAUGGCCGCCGUCACCUACAUCAAUGAGCGGCGCGAGUUCCACACCUACAAGCUGACCCUGAUCGAGGAGUUUGGCUGCUGCAGGGAGCUGGCCAGCCGCCUCCGUUACGCCCAAACCAUGGUGGAGAAGCUGCUGUGCUCUAAAUCGGGGGCCACCAAGGCGCCAAGCUAGACCCGGGGAGGCUCCGUUUGGCUUGGAACUGUGCAGCCCCCCUGGACGACCCCCCUUGGCCUGGCCACACCAGGCCCCAGGCUCCUUUAGGGGCCCCGGGGCCCCUUGGCUACAAAAGGACCAUAACAGGAUACUUUUUCUUCAGAUUCUGAUAAGAAAGCCCCCCUCCCUUUUUCUUCCCCCCCUCCCCCCUAAGACUAAACUGUUUUAUACUCACUUUGAAUAAAGAGAAGCUUCUGACCGUU
Pantherophis guttatus is the source of this 2099-nucleotide messenger RNA. RefSeq names its product polo like kinase 1 (gene PLK1). Lineage: Eukaryota; Metazoa; Chordata; Lepidosauria; Squamata; Colubridae. Gene Ontology annotation, molecular function: ATP binding; protein binding; protein serine/threonine kinase activity. The record is from RefSeq and is a predicted model, not a curated record. Gene Ontology annotation, cellular component: spindle pole; nucleus; kinetochore. Gene Ontology annotation, biological process: protein phosphorylation; mitotic spindle organization.